Messenger RNA from Dictyostelium discoideum AX4, 951 nucleotides. RefSeq lists its product as hypothetical. The transcript is spliced from 2 exons. The record is from RefSeq and is a predicted model, not a curated record. Bases 1 to 951 code for a protein of 316 amino acids. Gene Ontology annotation, molecular function: oxidoreductase activity, acting on the CH-CH group of donors, NAD or NADP as acceptor; oxidoreductase activity. NCBI's taxonomy places the organism in Eukaryota, Evosea, Eumycetozoa, Dictyosteliales, Dictyosteliaceae.
AUGACAGAAAUUAAGCAAAUUACAUUAGACAAAUAUUUUGAAAGAGAUAAUGGUAUGCCAGAUCGAAAUCAAUUUAAAAUUACUACAUGUAAAUUUGAUGAAAAUCAAAAAAUGGAAAAAGAUCAAAUUAUGAUAAAAUUAGAAUAUGUCAGUGUAGAUCCAUAUUUACGUGCCCGUAUGAAUAGUAAGAAAACAUUUGUUGAUCCAUUUAAAUUACAUGAUCCAAUUAAUAGUGGUUGUAUUGGUAAAGUUUUAAAAUCAACAAGUGAUAGAUUUAAAGAAGGUGAUCAUGUUUCCGGAUAUUUCGAUUGGAAAGAAAUUCAAAUUGUUAAAGUUUCAAAAGAGAUUUUAAUGGCAGAUCCAAAUAUUGCUCCAUUAUCAGCUUACUUGGGAAUUUGUGGUAUGCCUGGAGUUACUGCAUAUUAUGGAACUGUUUUAAUUGGUAAACCAAAGAAAGGUGAAACAUUAGUUGUUAAUGCAGCAGCUGGUGUAGUUGGUACCACCGUUGGACAAAUUGGUAAAAUCCUAGGUCUAAGAGUUGUAGGUAUUUGUGGUUCUGAUGAAAAGGCAAAAUCACUUAUUAAUGAUUUCCAUUUUGACUCUGGAUUAAAUUACCAUAGUCCAACAUAUGCUGAAGAUUUAAAAAAAGCAUGCCCAAAUGGUAUUGAUAUCUUUUAUGAAAAUGUUGGUGGUGAAGUAACAGAUGAUAUUGGACAAAGAGCACAAUACAUAGUGUUUGAAAAAAGAAUUACAAUGCAAGGUUUCUUAGUAUUUGAUUAUUCUGAUGAAGAUUAUAAAGAUGCUUUCCAACAUUUAUCAAAAUGGUUAAAAGAAGGUAAAAUGAUUGAAAAACAUGUAAUUAAUAAUGGUUUUGAUCAAAUUAUUCCAUCAUUUAUUAAAAUAUUUGAAACAAGCAAUAAAAACAUUGGUAAAGUUAUUAUUAAGCUUUAA